CAAGGUCAUGGGUCCCUAGUAGGGUGGGUGGUGGGCGAGGUGCUGCGGCAAUGAUUAGGCGGGAGUCAGUCCCAGUCACUACGAGGCAAGCACCAUGGACGCAGCACCCGUGAACAACGUGAUCCUAUUGGCUGACAGCUAUAAGGUGGGGCACUACCAGAUGUACCCGCCUGGGACGACACGCAUCUACUCCUACUUCGAGUCCCGCGGCGGCAAGUUCCCCUACGUGUGCUUCUUCGGGCUGCAGUACAUCCUCAAGCGGUGGCUGACAGGGCCUGUGGUGACGAGAGAGGUCGUGGAGGAGGCGAAGGAGCUGUACAAGCAUGCCCUUCACACUGAUACCCUCUUCAACGAGGCGGGAUGGAACCAUAUCAUUGAGCACCACGGGGGUCACCUGCCUCUGCGCAUCAAGGCCGUGCCAGAGGGAACUGUCCUGCCCACCAAGAACGUGCUCUUCACUGUCGAGAACACUGACCCCGCUGUGCCGUGGCUCACCAGCUACUUCGAGACAAUAUUGGUGCAAGCGUGGUACCCGAUGACCGUGGCCACCAUCUCCAGAAUCAAUAAGCAGAUCAUCCACCACUACCACCAGCUCACUCACGAGGACACUAACAAGGUGGAGUUCUCGCUGCACGACUGUGGCUACCGCGGGGUAUCCUCCGUGGAGACAGCAGCCAUCGGGGCAGCAGCUAACAUGGUCAACUUCCAGUCGUCUGACACUGUGGCUGGGACGUGCAUGUUGAAGAAGUACUACCACGUGGACACUGUGGGGGGGUACUCAGGGGCCUUCGCGGAGCACUCUACCAUCACCACCUGGGGCAAGGAAACGGAGGCUGACGGACAUAGUCAAAUCCUUGACCUCUUUAAAGGAACCAUGGUGGGGUGCGUGGCGGACUCGUACGACGUGUGGGAGUGCUGCGACAAGAUCUUCGGACAGAAGCUGAAAGACAAAGUGGUGGAGCACGGCAAGAGUGGUGGGAUUCUGGCCAUCAGACCCGACAGCGGCGAGCCUUCUGUAGUGGUGCUGCGGUUGCUGGAGAUCUUGGGCAAACACUUCGGCGUGGAGAUGAACAGCAAGGGCUACAAGACGCUGCCCCCCUACCUGUGCGUGGUGCAGGGCGACGGCAUGAACUACAAGUCCAUGAGCGAAGUGCUGGCAGUGAUGGAAGAAAACGGAUGGUCGGCUGGCUGUGUGAGCUUCGGUGCGGGAGCGUCACUACUGCAGCGGAUGGACCGUGACACCCUGAAGUGCGCUUACAAGUGCAGCAUGGCGGUGAUCGGGGACAAGGAGGUGGAGGUGUUCAAGGCGCCUGUCACGGACCCCGGCAAGACGAGCAAGAAGGGCCGCCUCAGCCUGCACAAGGAGGACGGAAAGUACGUCACCUUGCAGCACGGAGAGGGAGACCCGGACACUGAUCUGCUGGUGCCAGUGUUUGAGAACGGGAAGCUGCUGCAGGACUACACCUUCCAGGAGAUCCGGCAGCGCGCACAACUCAGCGAGGAGGACCCAGACAUCAUGGCGUUCCUCAAGGCAUGCGAGUGAGGAAAAGAAAGAGAGAGAGAGAGAGAGAGAGAGAGAGAGAGAGAGAGAGAGAGAGAGAGAGAGAGAGAGAGAGAGAGAGAGAGAGCAAAAAUAUGUAAUCUACUUUUUUCUCUCUGUCUUUUUUCUUUUUCCAAAGACUGAUGAGCCUUUGUUCCGAAUAAAUUUCAUAAUAAUAAUAAUAAUAAUAAUGAUAAUAGUAAUAAUAAUAAUAAUAAUAAUAAUAAUAAUAAUAAUAAUAAUAAUAAUAAUAAUAAUAAUGAUAAUAAUAAUAAUUACUGGAAUAAUUUUAAAGAGAGAAAGAGAAAGUUACACCAUUAAUUUUUAUAUCUUGCAUGAGGCUAUUAAAAUUAUUAUCAUAGAAAAACCAUCUUAAGUGCCUGCACCCAUUACUAGAAUAAAGAAGCACUUUAUUUGUGUAAUGUUUUGACUGUAGUUCAAAUUUCCUCAGAGGUACCAUUUUUCUUUCCUUUUACUUCAUAAUAGAUGAAUAAAAUAAACAGCAGGACGA
This is a messenger RNA of Scylla paramamosain (green mud crab), 2051 nucleotides long. RefSeq names its product nicotinamide phosphoribosyltransferase-like. Bases 95 to 1543 code for a protein of 482 amino acids. NCBI's taxonomy places the organism in Eukaryota, Metazoa, Arthropoda, Malacostraca, Decapoda, Portunidae. Gene Ontology annotation, molecular function: nicotinamide phosphoribosyltransferase activity. The record is from RefSeq and is a predicted model, not a curated record. The transcript has 12 exons. Gene Ontology annotation, biological process: NAD+ biosynthetic process.